AUGGCGGCGGCGACGGAAGCACGAGAAGAGCAGCAGGCGUCGUCUGAGCAAGGCCUCCUCCCCCUGCCGCCGCAGACGUUGGAAGGCAAAGUCGCGAUCGUCACGGGCUCGAGUCGCGGGCUCGGCGCCGAUAUGGCCCUGGAUUUGGCGAGGAGGGGCGCAAAGGUCAGUUCAGUUCAGUUCAGUUCAGUCCAGUCAGUCCAGUAUGCCCUUGCUAUGUCGCUGUCCUUGGUCGUGAUCGUUUACACAUCGCCCUCCUCGGCCUCCAAAGCGUCCCGCCUCGUCGCGACGAUCCAAGACCUCCCCAACGCCUCCGCCGCGAUCUCCGUCCAGGCGGACCUCUCCCAGGAAUCCGCGCCGGCCACCGUCGUCACGGCGACGCUCGCACAUUUCGGCGGUCCGCAGGCGGCGAUUCACAUCCUGGUCAACAACGCCGCCGUGCAGAUCACGCGGCCGCUGGGCGCCAUCACCCUCGCCGACUACGAGCGCGUGUACGACGUGAACGUGCGCGGAGUCAUCCUCAUGACCCAGGCCGUGCUGCCGCACAUGCCGGCGCGCGGCGGGCGGGUGGUCAACAUCUCCAGCGUGGGGGCGCGCGCCGGCUUCGCGGGCCUGUCGCUGUACACGUCGAGCAAGGCGGCGCUAGAGGGCCUGACGCGCGCCUGGGCCGCCGAGCUCGGCCGCAACGGCACCACGGUCAACUGCGUCGCGCCCGGCCCCGUCCAGAGCGAGAUGCUCGACUCCAUCCCCCCGCACAUCGUGCGCAUGCAGAUGGACAACACGCCCCUCGAGCACCGCGUCGGCACGCCCCGGGAAGUCAGCAGCGUCGUCAGUUGGCUGGCGGGCCCGGAGAGCGGCUGGGUCACGGGCCAGGUGGUGAACGUCAGUGGGGGGUGGACCAUGUAUUGA
Messenger RNA from Fonsecaea erecta, 909 nucleotides. RefSeq lists its product as hypothetical. The coding region runs from base 1 to 909 and encodes 302 amino acids. The record is from RefSeq and is a predicted model, not a curated record. The transcript is spliced from 2 exons. Gene Ontology annotation, molecular function: oxidoreductase activity. Lineage: Eukaryota; Fungi; Ascomycota; Eurotiomycetes; Chaetothyriales; Herpotrichiellaceae.